AUGUCUACCUUUGACGCUGUAAAUUUGUCGCCCCUUGAGGAGCUGAACGAAACCGAAGAACACUCUAGAGAGUUGCAAAUUGAAGAAGGGUUCAAGAUCUACCAAGAGGCUCUGAUGGCAAUGAAGGAGGCCCAAUUUGAACUCUCGGACAACAAGUUUACUCUUUUGUUCCAGUUGAACAUCAUGCAACCGGACAAGUGGGGUUUCUAUCGAUACAACUCGCCUACAUUGGACAGACUACGAUAUUUGUCUUACAGGAACCGAGGGAUGCUAUAUUAUCGAUGGUUGAUACAUAGAAGUGAAUUGGACGAGAAGGAGAGCAUUGGAUCAGCUGAUAUUGUCACUGACAUCUUAAAGGUUAUUGAGAAUCUGGUCGAAUCACUCCAACACAGUGAUGCUGAUACAAGCGUCUCUGAACUCCUUUUGGAGCUUUUCCACGCUUUCAAGUCUCAGCGGUUGAAACGGUUAAUCCUGGAAACUGAACUGAAUAAACGCGAUAACCGGCUGUUUUUGGUACGUGGGAGGCGUAGAUGUACCGUUCUACCCCAAUUGAAAAACAUUAUCGGUCAAUACAAGACAUUGCUUUUUGAUAUUGGUGAUCCCAUAACCAAAGAAAAGCCAACUUCAACAUUGCGACCCACACUAAACUCGAUUCUUUCAGAGAUUUAUCAGCUGAAAACUGAAGAUGAAAUAACUAUGAAGAAAACGGACUGCCAGGAAAUCCUCUUAAAAACACUUGAUUGGGAUGUUUUCAUAAAAUCCAUAAGAGAAUUGAUGCCCUCCAUCAAGUUCUCGUCACUAUUUAGUAGGAAUUCCGAUCCGUAUAGUGAACUUGACUUUCCAAUAGAAAGCUUGAAGUUUAAUAUUGAGGUACCGACGGGCGAAAAAUUUUGCGAAGAAGCACAAUCUGUUGAAAGUAUGCCAAGACCCAAAAACACAGAUGACGAUCUCGUGAUUUCUGGAGGUGAUGGGGCUGCCAAAGACAUAAAACAAGAGAAUGAUAGUUUGGAGAGUGCUCCGAAGAACGAAAACCAAUCGAAUUCUAUUGUACAAGGGGCAGAUGAUGCUCUGAGAAAAGGUACAAAACGUUCGAACGAUAAUAAUGAUACCCCAAGACAGAGAAGUAGCAAAAGAUUCAAAGAACGCAACAGUUCAGAAGAUGUUAUGCCGAUAGGCGACUCAAAUAACUCUGCACAUAUCAACCUUUUUUUGAAUCUGGAAUCCCUUAUGAAAACUGUCGGAUGUGGUGAACUACCUUUAAAGUACGAACAAUUAUCUGUUAGUGUUGACGGUGCAACGGGAUCUUCGAACAUGCAGUACAUUUGCCGCAUAGUCUUCGACUGCUUAAAAAACUGGAGCACGUGGCACACUAACAUAUAUAACAAGAAGUCUGUCACAACAACCGUGGACGAGAACGUGAAGUUAAAUUCCUUAUUAAAAUCAAACACAUUGGAUGAAAGCGAGAGUGCACAAGCUUCGAUGCCACCAUUAUCAGCUAUGAAAUUAGAAAUUCUUUUGAACGAUGUGAAUAAACAAAUGCCACACUUUCACGAAUUGAGGUUUUUGAUCUUAAGUUUUCUUCUUGGACAAAAUUCUGAUGAAAGAUUAGUAGUUGAUUACAUAUGGACUCCAGAAUUAUUUAAGAUGGUCCAAUGGUUUGUUAUGAGUAUUGAAUCAAAUCUCUACAGCUAUUUUGUGGAAAAUAUUUCACAGAACUGGCACUUUGCCCUUUCGGUAUACGAAAUUCUUGUUAAUAUGGCAGGUAGCUUGGCGGAAGAAAUGGCCCUAAAAAAGUCACAAGGGAACAAGACAUCUGAACUCAGGACACAGAUGAACAAACUGGAAAAAAAAAUUGAAAGACUUUCUGUCCUAUUAUCUGCAAAUGAAAAGGAACUGAAGGCCCAAGAAACAGUUUGUAUGAAGUGGGUUCAUUAUUCGUUAUUGCAGUAUAGCAAGGGUACCACCAAUGGGCAGUUAAUGGAAGCGUUGGAGUCACUUUCCGAGCUUCUUCAAAGCCUUCCACCAACUUUCAAUGUGAUUUAUCCAAAUUAUCAAUAUAUUUCUAAUUUGAGUGCUGGUGCAAUCAGCUCACAGCUGAGGAAGCUGAAGAUGGUUGAAAGUCUGACUUUUGAUAAAAGUGACUCUACUGAUGAUACACCAGGUAGUAUUGAACAUAUAAAACUACUGGAAUCAGUGCUCUCGUAUUGUCUAACUUCAAGCAAAGACGAUAAUAUGAUAUUAAACAAGGACAUGGUAGAAUUCAUUCUUAAGUCUCCAUUCACACUAAAGAUUAGGUUAUGGGACAUAUUGUUUUCCCACUACCUAAAAAUGGACGAUAGGCUCGCAGUUUUGAGGACGUAUUUUGGUAUUCUACAACUGUUAAUAGACGAAAUUCUUUCAUUUGAAACCAGAGAGGAGAAGUCAAUGGACUCAAGCAUUUCCAAUCUUUUAACAGCUCUUUCAACAAUCGGAAGUUUUACAGGUCGGGUGGUAAACUUUCUUCAAUCAAAUCACUGGGAAUUGAGUGAUGGCGCUGUUGAUGAAAGUAGAAUGAGAACUUUAUUGCAAGCCUUUUUUCUGUUUUACCUGCUCUUUUUUUACGGAGGCACUUCUACUGAUAAUAAUACCAAGUCUUUCUUUGAAAGAGCUACAAAAUCCUCUGCAAGAAUGAAAGAACAAACAACGUCAUUGAUAAGUUUGAUUAUCGUUUACUUCCAUUCUCUUUCAAAAAAAUUGAACACUGAUACUGAUGGUGUGCAUACAAUAAAUCUGAUAUCCUGCUUCCACGAGUUUCUAGGUCAUUUUCUGUGCUGUGAUGCAGCGCACACUAGCUUUUUGCUGAUUGCAGAAACAUUAUUAUGCAAAUUCACCAAUGAACUGUCAUACAUGCAUCUGAAACAGAUUAUGUGGUGCCGAUACCACUUUCUGAUAUCUGGCGAUGGUCAUAGUGUUUCGCAACACCCAACCCAUCCCAACAAGAUGGAAAAAUCCAAUGCAUUAACAGUGGGGGUGUAUUUAAUAAAACUGAAUUAUCGCACUGUAAACCCGUUGCUAUUAUCCACUAAUAAAACAUCAUUGAAACAAGUACUUGAUACUAUCAUCGAAACCAUUGGAGAUCCUUUAGAAGUCAAUGACUAUUGUAUCGUCAAGAAUAAACAUUCAUUGAAAGACUAUUUGAAUUCUCCUAUAACUACCACUCUGUUCCAAGAUGCACUGAAAGGAGCAAAUAACAUCAAAUUCACAACCCCGAACAUACCACUAUCUCAAGCUAUGGACACAGGACUUUUUUAUGUGGUUAGCGUACAUUCGCUCAAUCAAUAUAUGAUUCGCAAAAAGUCUAUGCAGGCGCGACCUUCCGAAUUAGACGCCAUCAUCAAGACGCUCAAAUGUGAUAUCAUAUAUAACACCAGUCGUUUUGAAAGUUGGUAUCUUCUAGGGAAAUGUUUCAGCUACAUAGUUGAGGAUGAUUUGAUAUGGACGGCAGACAAACUUGCUAUCCUUGACAAGAAGCGAAUGGUAGCCCUUGCUCAACGGAAGUCAAUACUGUGCUAUAUUAAGUCGUUGACGAUAUACCAUUCCAGGAAUGAGGUGUCGGACGGGGAUGAGAAAAUUCUGCAAAUGGUUUUAGAAGCUCUUGGGAACGAAUUAACCAAUGGAUAUUAUAAACCUAUGAAUAAGCUAUGCUUUUGUUGGAGACAAUCUGACUCUAUUUUGAGAAUGAACGAAAACUUUUUUGUCUCUGAGGAGAAUGCUGCAGAUAUAUCAACAAUAUCUGACUUUAAUAUAGAGCAAGCAAUCCUCCUCUGCUUGACUCAAGCUAAUAAUCUGGAACAACAAUCGUGUAACUGGGCGAAUUACUUGGCAAUAUCUAAGACAUUAUCUAAACUGAACAGAGAAGAAUCUCAGGAACCCACUAUUGAGAAUAUCUUGGAGUCGUGCCGGCGUGCCAUAAAGGAUUCAGAGGGAAAGGAUUUUAUUCUUGAACCUCAUUACAUGUUGAUAAAAACGUGUUACAAGCUGGUUAAAAGGUUAGUCUUGGGGCCGAAAAAGGCUUUAAAUAUAAUGGAAUUCGAUAAAGAAGUGUUGGGCCAGAACGCGGAAUUCUGGACUAUUGACGAGAACACUUCAGGGAAUGAGAGAAUAGAAAAGGAAUUUUACCAUAAAGUUAUAGCCGUGCUGAGACACUUAAUUACUCUGGACAGAAGAAAGUGGCACCACAGACCGCAGUAUCGUAUCGCAAAGAUACUAUUUGAAGAUUUUGACGAUGUGACUGGAGCCUUAGAAGAGAUGAACAAAGUUGUUUCACUAAAGAGCAGUAAAAACUUGGUCUCAAUUUGGAAACCUGAAUAUGAAAGACCGGGAAAGCAUUUUGUUUACGCCUAUGAGUACGUUGUGUUCUAUAUCAAACUCCUCUUUGAACGCAGCGAUUAUAACUCUAUAGCGCAACUCUUGAAAAAAAUUAGAAGGUUUAGUUCAGGAAUGCUUUACGUGCCCGAAGCGACAGAUAUUGCUAUAAAAGCUUACGUCAAGGCUGCCGUCAAGAAGUUGGAUAUUGACGAGAAGUAUAUCGAACACUUACUCCCUAUCCUAAGUUAUCAAGACUUUUUGCAUUACAGCGUACAGCUUCAAAAGGAGUUCGUGACCUCAAAAUACUCGGACGAGCAUCUUAUGGGCCUGAAACUAUCAUUUCAGCUGAAAAAGGGAAACAAUGGUAUAGCCUUCGAUUUGGUAUGCCUUUCAAUAUACUUCAAGUAUUUCUACCUUCCUUUUCUAGGCGAGAAGAAAGGGACAGAUAACGUUUGUGGAAGUAUAGCCGAAGAGGCAACUCCGCCAAUGAUGCCGUUACCAACUUUCCCUGAUAAGCCUACGCCAAUUAAUAAUACAAAUAACAAAGCCAUCUCAACGAGAAAGCGUGUGAGCAAAAAGGAAACAUUUGACAGGAUCAAAUCACUUGUGGAAAAGAUACCAGAUGAAAAGUGA
Huiozyma naganishii CBS 8797 is the source of this 4980-nucleotide messenger RNA. It is a transcript of the gene HIR3, whose product is annotated as Hir3p. NCBI's taxonomy places the organism in Eukaryota, Fungi, Ascomycota, Saccharomycetes, Saccharomycetales, Saccharomycetaceae. The record is from RefSeq and is a predicted model, not a curated record. Gene Ontology annotation, biological process: chromatin organization. The transcript has a single exon. Gene Ontology annotation, molecular function: nucleosome binding. Gene Ontology annotation, cellular component: nucleus; HIR complex. Bases 1 to 4980 code for a protein of 1659 amino acids.